This is a messenger RNA of Varanus komodoensis (Komodo dragon), 3598 nucleotides long. Its product is annotated as unconventional myosin-Ie-like. Gene Ontology annotation, cellular component: myosin complex; plasma membrane; microvillus. The record is from RefSeq and is a predicted model, not a curated record. The transcript has 26 exons. Gene Ontology annotation, biological process: actin filament organization; vesicle transport along actin filament. Lineage: Eukaryota; Metazoa; Chordata; Lepidosauria; Squamata; Varanidae. Gene Ontology annotation, molecular function: microfilament motor activity; ATP binding; actin filament binding. The coding region runs from base 2 to 3253 and encodes 1083 amino acids.
CAUGGUGCUCCUCUCCAAGAUCAGCGAGGACGCCAUCGUGGAGAACCUCAAGAAGCGGUUCAUGGAUGACUUCAUCUUUACCUACAUUGGCCCAGUCCUGAUUUCUGUUAACCCCUUCAAGCAGCUGCCAUACUUCACUGACCGCGAGAUCGACAUGUACCAGGGCGCGGCCCAGUAUGAAAACCCUCCCCACAUAUAUGCGCUGGCCGACAGCAUGUACCGCAACAUGCUGAUCGACGGGGAGAAGCAGUGCGUCAUCAUCAGUGGGGAAAGUGGGGCGGGCAAGACGGUGGCAGCCAAGUUCAUCAUGAGCUACAUCUCCAAAGUGUCCGGAGGCAGCCUCCAAGUUCAGCAUGUGAAGGAUAUUAUCUUGAAGUCCAACCCGCUCCUGGAGGCGUUUGGGAAUGCCAAGACAGUGCGGAACAACAAUUCCAGUCGAUUUGGCAAGUAUUUUGAGAUCCAGUUCAGCCGUGGCGGAGAACCAGACGGAGGCAAGAUCUUCAACUUCCUGCUGGAGAAAUCCCGCGUGGUUAACCAGAACGCAGGAGAGAGAAACUUCCACAUUUAUUACCAGCUGCUGGAGGGAGCCAGUCCGGAGCAGCGGGAAGAGCUGGGCAUCACCAGUCCCGACUAUUACUACUACCUCAACCAGUCGGCGGCCUACAAGGUGGACGACCUGGAUGACCGCCAGGAGUUCCAGGAGACUUUGGCAGCCAUGGAGGUGGUGGGGCUCUCGGGGGAAGAGCAGGCCUUGGUGCUGCAGAUGGUGGCCGGCAUCCUGCACCUGGGCAACAUCACCUUCCGGGAGUCGGGCAACUACGCCGUGGUGGAGAGCGAGGACUUCCUGGCGUUCCCUGCCUACCUCCUGGCCAUCGACCAGCAGCGCCUCAGGGAGAAGCUGACCAGCCGCAAGAUGGACAGCAGGUGGGGCGGGAGGCAGGAGGUCAUCGACGUGACGCUGAACGUGGAGCAGGCCAGCUUCACCCGCGACGCCCUGUCCAAGGCCCUCUACACCCGCCUCUUCGACUACCUGGUGGACGCCGUCAACAAAGCCAUGCAGAAGGACCACCAGGAGUUCAGCAUUGGUGUCCUGGACAUCUACGGCUUUGAGAUCUUCCAGAAGAACGGCUUUGAACAGUUCUGCAUCAAUUUCGUGAACGAGAAGCUGCAGCAGAUCUUCAUUGAGCUGACGCUUAAGGCGGAACAGGAAGAGUACGUCCAGGAGGGCAUCCGAUGGAGCCCCAUCGACUACUUCAACAACAAGGUGGUGUGUGACCUCAUUGAGAACAAAGUGAACCCCCCCGGGAUCAUGAGCAUCUUGGACGACGUGUGCGCCACGAUGCACGCCAAGGGCGAGGGGGCGGACCACACGCUGCUGCAGAAGCUUCAGUCCGCGCUCGGCACCCACGCCCACUUCAACAGCUGGAACAAGGGCUUCGUCAUCCACCAUUAUGCGGGCAAGGUUUCGUACGACGCAGAUGGCUUCUGCGAACGGAACCGCGACGUCCUUUUUGCUGACCUCAUCGAGCUGAUGCAGAGCAGCGAGAUACCCUUCAUUCGUGAGCUCUUUCCUGAGAACCUCAACGCAGAGAAGAAGGGGCGCCCCACCACCGCUGGCAGCAAGAUCAAGAAACAAGCCAACAGCCUCGUGGACACGCUGAUGAAGUGCACCCCCCACUACAUCCGGUGCAUCAAGCCGAACGAGACCAAGCGGCCCCGCGACUGGGAGGAGAGCAGGGUCAAGCACCAGGUGGAGUACCUGGGCCUGCGGGAGAACAUCCGUGUGCGCCGAGCUGGCUAUGCAUACCGGCGCAUCUUCCAGAAGUUCCUCCACAGGUACGCCAUCCUCACCCCGGAGACGUGGCCUUCCUGGCGGGGGGAUGAAAGGCAGGGCGUGGUGCACCUGAUGAAGUCGGUCAACAUGGACCCCGACCAGUACCAGCUGGGCCACACUAAGGUCUUCAUCAAGGCCCCGGAAUCGCUGUUCCUGCUGGAGGAGAUGCGGGAGCGGCGUUACGACGGCUACGCCCGCGUCAUCCAGAAGGCCUGGCGCAAGCACGUGGCCGUCCGGAAGUACAUCCAGAUGCGGGAGGAAGCUUCCAACAUCGUCUUGAACAAGAAGGAGCGGCGCCGGAACAGCAUCAACCGCAACUUCAUGGGCGACUACAUCGGCCUGGAGAGCUGCCCCGAGCUGCGGCGGUUCGUCGGCCGGCGGGAGCGCGUCGACUUCGCCGAGACGGUGGUCAAGUACGACCGGCGCUUCAAGACGGUGAAGCGAGACCUGAUCCUGACCCCGAAAUUCCUCUACCUGAUCGGCCGUGAGAAGGUCAAGCAAGGGCCGGAUAAAGGGGCCGUGAGGGAAGUCCUGAAGCGGCAGAUUGAGGUGGAGCGGAUCCAGUCGGUGUCCCUGAGCACCCUGCAGGACGACUUCAUCAUCCUGCACGAGCCCCAUUACGACAGUGUCCUGGAGUCCGUCUUCAAGACGGAGCUGCUGAGUUUGCUCUGCAGGCGCUAUGAGGAGAAGACACAGAAGCAGCUGCCGGUCAAGUUCAGCAACCAGCUGGAGUUCAAGGUGAAGAAGGACGGCUGGGGGCCCUGGGGCGCCGCCGGCUCCCGGCAGAUACAGUUCCAGAUCUGCCAAGGGGACGUGGCUCUGCUGCGCAACAACGGCAAGGUGCUGGUGGUCAGCAUCGGGCCUGGCCUGCCCCGAAACGCCCGGCCGACCCGGAAAGACACCAGGAAGAGCCGCUGCCAGGGCGGGGGCACCACCUUGGGCUGGAGCACCCCCAGCAGUGCAGGCUCGAAGUGGGGUGCCCGUGGUGGCGGCGGCGGCGGCACGGGGGCGCACCCCCCCUUCCAGCACCGCCUCUCCAUGACCAGGCAGACCAGCACGGAGCAGCCCAGCCUGCCCCGCCAGGGCGCCAGUCCCAGGGCCAGGGCCUUCCCGGCACCACUCAACCUGGAUUUCAUGAAUGUCCCCGACCAAGGAGUAGCUGGACCCUUCCGGCUGGUGGCACGGCCGCAUCCGUGGCAAGGAAGGCUUGUUCCCGGGAAAUUACGUGGAGAAAAUAUGAGCCAGCAGGACGCUGCUGCCGACGCUCGUCAGGAUUGCGCCGAGGGGUGGGUGGAGGCCGUCCCCCAGGGCUGCUCACCAGCUGCUCUGGACUUCUCCUUGAGGCUGGAAGACCCCAGAGCCACCCCGGAAGAAGCUGCAGGCUGCAGAAGGGCCUCCUGCCCGAGGGAGCGUCUUUGAGGCUGGCACUGGUGGGAAUCAGGUUAGCGCGAUGCCUUAAAAUCCCAAGGAAGCAGCCAGGAUGAAACACCUGCCUUCCCUUCUGUUGUGAAAGGACACAUGAUGUUUAUUUUGCCUAUUAACAGUGUCCCACUACCUUAAAAGCCAUGGCAGCAAAUGCUUGUCCGCCAGAUGUCUGAGAUCAGGCGUACAGAGACAAGCCUGGCUUUUACUUGUACUCGUGGCAGAGUCUAUCUGUUAUCAAAAUAGUGCCAAGCCCAAGCUGCUAGACGAAAAAUGGGUUUCAUAAGAGAAGUUUUAAAAAGCCUUUAGCCAACGCUGGCAAAAAAAUAAAUUAUUUUCUCU